Molecule: messenger RNA, 636 nt
Organism: Hordeum vulgare subsp. vulgare (domesticated barley)
Lineage: Eukaryota; Viridiplantae; Streptophyta; Magnoliopsida; Poales; Poaceae
Product: AT-hook motif nuclear-localized protein 16-like
Exons: 1
Coding region: 1-636 (211 amino acids)
Cellular component (GO): nucleus
Molecular function (GO): minor groove of adenine-thymine-rich DNA binding; DNA-binding transcription factor activity
Source: RefSeq, a predicted model, not a curated record
AUGGCCACUGCAGCUGCCGCAACGACGGCCGCUCCGGACAAGCUCCGGCAGCCGUGCAGGCCGAGGCCGGCGGCGCCGAUCUCCUCCUCCAAGAACCGCGUGCCCAAGGCGCCGGUGGUGAUCGCGCACGAGUGCCCCAGUGCGAUGCGCGCCCACGUCCUGGAGGUGCCCGCCGGGCGCGACGUCCUGUCGUCCGUCGCGGCGUUCGCGCGGCGCGGGCGCUGCGGCGCGCUGGUGCUGGGCGCGGCCGGGCACGUCGCGGACGUCGUGCUCAGGGAGCCGGCGCUGGUGCUCCGUGGCACGACGGAGAUCCUGAGCCUGGCAGGGUGCUUCUUCCCGUCUCCCGCGGCGUCAGCGGCGGGCGUCGCUGUGUUCCUGGCAGGGCCGCGAGGCAGCGUGCUGGGCGGCGCCGUCGCGGAGGGAGGGCUCGUCGCCGCCGGUCCGGUGGUGGUGAUGGUGGCCACGUUUGUCGCGGCUGCGAUCGACCGGUUGCCGCUGGUGAAGGGGGACGAAUCCUCCAAGGCGGACGGGAGCGACGUGCACGGCGUGGCCGAACAAUGGCGGUGCGGUGGCAAGCCGGUGCAGCAACAGUGCGGGUGGGCGCCGCUGUGCCGGAAGCUGGGCGCCAAGAGCUGA